AGUUAUUUAUUCAUGAACCUGGCUCUUUGAGCAUCAGGAGGAAAAUUCCUUCAGCGAAUUCCGAAUCCCCCCACAAAAUGGACGAAUUCGACGACGAGUUUGGACCAACAGACCCGCCGGUUGAACCGGAACAGAAUAAGGAACCGGUGGAGGUGGACGAAGCGGAUGCAGAGAAGGAAGAAAAAGCGAAUGAAUCCCGCAAAGACUUGAUUGAAAUUGGCGGCUUUCUAGGCAUAGCAUUAGUCACAUAUGUCCUCUACACCACCAUAAUCACAAGCGCCGAAGAUGUACUUGCAAGGACAACUAUACCGACCUCCGCUACCAUCAUCUGCCUGAAUCUCCCCUACUUCGUGCUUACCCUAUUCGUCCCUUACUACAUCGACAAGGUCCCACUCAUGACUAAGGCGCUUGCUUCACUCGGACUCUUCGCGCUUGCGAUUUUACUUAUAGCCUUAAUUAAAACACCAGGGUUGAGGCUUAUUGGCGUCGUAGUUGCUUCUCUCGGAAUGGCGACGGCGGAGAUAGGGUUCCUCUCUGCGACUUCUCUGCAUCAGGAUUUGGCAAUUUAUUCGUUUACUAGUGGGACUGGACUAGGGGCUAUACUUGGCCCGGCAUUUUAUACAGCGAUGACGACCUUUUUCUGUAUGCAUCCCAGCUCCGCACAGCUCAUGCUGCUACUGAUCCUACCUCUAUACCCCGUCAUCGCCUGGUUCGUCAAUCACUACACGCACCAGCCCACGCCUAGUGCACGUGGCAAUAACGUGGAGUACUCACGCAUCGGUGAAGAUCCCACCAAUCAGGAGGACCGUCACGCCACACUCACGUGGAGCGAGAAAGUCCAAGCGUCAAAGUGCAACAUGCAUCUAGCCGUCCCUCUUCUGAUUGGUCUUUUCGCAGACUACGCCACCAUGCAGGCCGUUGUCACGACGAUAGCUUUUCCAAAUUCUCCUUUCGACCCGAGAGAUCAUUACCAAUACUACACGCUUGGGUUCUGGAUAGGAGAAUUGCUUGGUAGAUCAUACGGACUUGUCCUAUCCUGGGGAAAACCCGACUGGGAAGUCGUGACGGAUAAGACGUGGAUUCUAUCAGCAAUAAUUUCUGGAAACCUGUUUUUUCUUAUACUAUGCAGCGUGUAUAGGUUCUUACCUAGCUAUGUAAUAGUGGUCUUGCUGUGUUUUGUGACUGGCGCGAGCGAGGGUGCGCUCUACCUUAACACAUUUGCGGUAGCGGGAAAAAACAUGCGCCCGCGAUAUAAGGAAUUUUCGCGCGCUUUUUUGACAACGGCGUUGCAAGGCGGAGUAGUGUUAGCAGGUUUUACCGGCUUGUGGCUAGAACCUGCUUUACAGGAACACUGCAAUCACAUGAUCAAAGAGACUGAGUAUUGUUUUACGCGGUCAAUGCAUGGAUGGAACGCCAGCGUGUCCUGCAUCAACUAGGAGAACUAAGAAUAGACUUUAGAAAAAAAAUAAUAAUAAAACAAUUGCGAUAAGAGGACUCAUUUCAGGAGCCUUUGAUCUAAUGGUGUAAGACAAUAAUGCAAACCUUCAAAGAAUGUCAUCUUGAGAUUUUUAAAUGAAUCAAAUGGCAAGUUCUCUUUCAAAAUCGGGAGAAAGCUGUAACGUGAUGCUUUACAGGCAACCAAGAGCAAUACCCACAUAUCGGGCAAGCAAGCCAUAGGGAUCUGUUUAAUUCGCCGCAUUUUGUUUGUUGUGUGACUUUAACAAUCUGGUUUUUGUCGAGAGACAUAAAACAAUGUAAAUACUUCAGAAUACAUGAAUGGGAUAGUAAUAAAAGUAAGGGGAGAAUAGAAA
Molecule: messenger RNA, 1811 nt
Organism: Nematostella vectensis (starlet sea anemone)
Lineage: Eukaryota; Metazoa; Cnidaria; Anthozoa; Actiniaria; Edwardsiidae
Product: protein BTN1
Exons: 2
Coding region: 78-1436 (452 amino acids)
Biological process (GO): regulation of intracellular pH
Cellular component (GO): membrane; vacuole
Source: RefSeq, a predicted model, not a curated record